AAAAAACUUUUCUUGAACCCUCUCAAUUGCACCCAGGGAAGGAACCUUCUCUGAUUCUAGGCUCUGGACUUCAAGAAGCCCACCUAGGCUCUCAAGGGGCCAGAGAGAGUUAGACACAGACACAGCUCUAAAGCAGACCCCACGGUGAUCUGGUGGUGACAUCUGUUCCCAGCUCUGUUGAAAGCAGGUGGCUCCCGCUCCUCCCACUGUCACCCUAUCCUCCUUUUCAUCCUGCCCUGCUUCCCUCAGCUGUGGGAUAUGAUGCCACCCACUGUCCCCUGAAGGCAGCCAGGACCAGGGCACUGAGGGCUCCAGAAAAGGCAGCUGACAGGUGGGAGCCCUGAGAAGAUGGUUUUCUUUGGCUUCCUGGAAGGAGCCCUGGGAGAAUUUUCAUGAAGUGUAGGAUUUCAGGGACAGACUGCCAGAGUUUGAGGUUUGAGGAGGGAGGUUGGGACUAGCUUUGUGAAGCCCUGUAGGAGCGGGGGCCACAAAUCUUGCCCUACCCAUACCCCUGUAAACCCCAAACCUGCCCCUGGGCUCCCAUCCUUCCCCUGAGACUUCUCUACCUUGCUUGAGCUGGACACUAAACCUCUUCCCUCCUGAGGUGGGGGCAGACACGUUGCGCAGGAUAAAGCCCAAAUGGAGAGGUCUGGUGUGGGCCCAGCCCUGGCAUGGCCUUCUUGCUCCUUGCCCUCUGCCAGCUCCAUGGCCAGCCCUGUGGAUGCAUCCCCAGCAGGCUGUGCCAGUGGGAUGGGUCUCCACCGGAGAAAGCGGACCACUUUCAGCAGAGGGCAGUUGCUGGAGCUAGAGCGGGUGUUUGCUGCACGACCCUACCCUGACAUCGGCACCCGUGAGCACCUGGCCCAGGUCACCCGCCUUCCUGAGGCCAAGAUACAGCAGGUGUGGUUCCAGAACCGCCGCGCCAAGAGAAUCAAGAACAGAAAACCAGGAGGGCUAAGCCCCAGCUCUGAACCCCCUCAGGGCUCCUGUUCUCUUCCAGACACCCUCCAGCAUCCUUGGGAGCCCCAAGCGCUGAGGCAGCCACCAUCACCCCCUGGCCCACCUCAGCGUGCCUCAGUGUGUCAUCACGCCUCAUGUGCAGCUCCUAACUUGGGUCCAGGGCAAGGAUGGACGGUGGCUAAAGUCACAGCCCCAUGGGGACCAGUUGGGGCUUCAGAGGUAUACCUUUCUUUGGAGCAAGCUACUCCCCAGACCUCACUGGGCAGCCUGUCUGACCUCAUCUAUGCCUCAGCCAUUGUCACCAACGUGGACCACUCCUAAUCUAGGUCCAGAACUUGCAAGACCCCUCCUUUGGCUCCUGUAGCCCACCUUGCCCUGCUUAAGACUUAACACUGGGUACCUGCCUAUUGUCUUGUCAGAAGGUAUCUUCAGAAGGAUGAAGUAGGAGGCCAUGUUCUCCACCUUUCUUGCCAUGCCUGGUCCCCAAUUCUUCUCCUACUCCUCCCUCUGAAGAAGGGGCAGCUGUCUCUGAGGGCCCUUUAGGCCAUCAGUUAACUGCUAUGUGAGCUAGGAGAGUGCUGUUCCUAAUCUAGGCUGCUGGAGACCCACCCUUUUAUAGUUCAGAGCCCCUUCUCCUGACUUCCUACCACCUGGACAAAUUAAUCAGAACUAUGGAUCUGAAGAGGGAGUGAUAUUAAAGUAAUAAAAAUGUGAGCCCAGAGCUUAUGCUGAUUUAAUUUUCACAAAGAUCAGAUUGGCUGCCCUCUGACGUGGGGUUCUGGAAACAACCUGACAGAUUUGGGGUAAAGAGGGCACAGGAGCAUUAGGUUUUGGUAUCACUGUCAUCUGUAAUGUCAACUAAUCUCCAAAUAAAACCCAAAGUCUGCACCUUAAUCUGAUUGUUUUGUGCUGCAAAUGAAUGAGGAUGAGGACCAUUUGCCUUGGGAAUUUAUCUCCAUCACCUAAUCCCUAAAUAGGGUCAGGUUCCAUACAGAUUCUGGGUGGGAGGUAUUACCCAGGCUUCUGCUAGGAUUAGAGGGAUAGUUAAUUGAAGGGCUUAGGGAUAUGACUGACAGACCCUGG
Molecule: messenger RNA, 2043 nt
Organism: Nycticebus coucang (slow loris)
Lineage: Eukaryota; Metazoa; Chordata; Mammalia; Primates; Lorisidae
Gene: SEBOX
Product: SEBOX homeobox
Exons: 3
Coding region: 640-1281 (213 amino acids)
Molecular function (GO): DNA binding
Source: RefSeq, a predicted model, not a curated record